GUGACGUCAUUCUCAUGAAGCCUGGAGCCGGCGUUGUAACGCACGCGGGAUAUGAGGGAUGGUUGGACAGUAACGGCACGCGGGAUAUGCGGGAUGGUUGGACGGUAGAGGUGUAAGUGACUGCUGGACUGGUGAUGUCAUCAUAAACAAACCACGUGAAAUCGAUUCUAUGAAUAAAUGAAAAAAGAAUAAUUGUCGACUUCGUAUAGAUCGAAUAAGAAGGAGCGAGAGAGGAGGAGAGAUCGAGGGAGACAACUUUAAUGUGAGGCGCGUGCAGAAGAAAGCGCAAUCAAGCAGAGACAGACGGAGGCAACUGAGCAGUGGGUUUCGGUCGCUCAGCGCGUGCAGAUAUUGCAGAAGCGGCAGCAGCACCGGAUCCUGAGCACGCGAACUGUGUGAUGGCGGCGCUGACGGGAGGGGAGAUGUGUGUCAAAUACCUCAUGUUCGCAUUCAAUUUCAUAUUCUGGUUGGCAGGCUCGGCUGUGUUUGCUGUUGGACUCUGGCUCCGGUUUGACGCCAAAACCAAAGGCCUGUUCGAAGGAGAGGGCUCACCGUCUGUCUUCUUCACAGGUGUGUAUAUUCUGAUUGCCGCAGGAGCUCUGAUGAUGGUGGUUGGUUUCCUGGGUUGCUGUGGAGCCAUUCAAGAAUCACCAUGCAUGCUGGGACUGUUCUUCUUCUUCCUGCUGGUGAUCUUUGCUGUGGAGGUGGCAGCUGGAAUCUGGGGCUUCUCCAAUCAGAGCAAGGUGGUGGAUGAUAUCACUCAGUUUUACAGGGAGACCAUUGCAAACUAUAAGAAGAAUCCCGAGGAACCCCUGAAGAAGACUCUCACUCUUAUACAGCAUGGGCUGAACUGCUGUGGUCUAUCUGGAGAUCCGUUUGAGUUUGAUGCUGAGACCUGUCCCAAGAGGCAGGGCCUGCUGGAUGAAUUCAUCACCAAGAGUUGCCCGGACGCCAUUGAUGAAGUCUUCAACUCCAAACUCCACAUCAUCGGCGGAGUGGGGAUCGGCAUUGGGGUUGUCAUGAUCUUUGGGAUGCUCUUCAGCAUGAUGCUAUGUUGUGCCAUCAGAAAAACCAGAGAAAUUGUCUGAGGGGGUCGUCACCAUAGAUACGACCUGAGUGUUUGUGUUGCAUGAUGUCUGUCCUGAAGCACUCAAACAUGACCUCAUCCGUGGGGGGGAGCCAAUCGGAGCACAGCGAGAGCCAUGUGAUGGUUGAACCAGCCGGGGCGUAUCAGCGUUCCGCAGGUGGGUGAAGAGCGCACAUCUGUGCCAAUCGUUAGCUAUUUUAGGGUACACUCCGCCCACCUGAGCAAAGCCGAUUCGCUAGGACCUGCACCGUCAUGCUUCGCCUGAUUUGUUGGAACUCACAUCCUUUUCUGAAUGCUGCAGUCUGAUUGGUUGGAGUGCUGUGACCAUCAGUGACCAUAGUUUAUAUGUAAAUGAUGAUACUCUGCACAUUGUGAGCGCCUUUGAGUUUGACUCUUUUAUAACUUUUUUUUUUUUGUGUUUUUAUAUCAAUCAUGAGGUAUUUUUAAAACGAAGCUGUUCGAAUUGUGUUAUACAUCGUGUUUUUUCUUAUAUUGUUAUGAACUUUAUACAUGAUCUAUCUUAUCUAAAACAUGUUUUCUUGCACUUAACUGACAGAAGAAUAAAUGUCAUGUCUGACCACAA
Molecule: messenger RNA, 1670 nt
Organism: Alosa alosa (allis shad)
Lineage: Eukaryota; Metazoa; Chordata; Actinopteri; Clupeiformes; Clupeidae
Gene: cd9a
Product: CD9 molecule a
Exons: 8
Coding region: 399-1088 (229 amino acids)
Cellular component (GO): membrane
Source: RefSeq, a predicted model, not a curated record